CUUAAUACUCAAUGAGGUCACUGCAAUGAGAAAGAAUCAGAUCAAGAGAGAGGGGGAGGAAGAGGACGACGACGAGGGAGAAGAAACCCAGACGGAAAAAGGCCAUCAGACAAGGUCGCUUUUUUUGGCGACACAGCAUUUGCGAGGAGCGUGGUGCUGAAUAUCAUCCGCCCGCUCAGCGUGGGACCAACGGACUCGUAGAAGCACUUUGCGUUACCACGAAAACAAAGGAAAGAAGACGAGGGAGAAGAGGGGAGAGAAGCUGUGAGCAGUUCCGCUUUGGAUCUCAGGGAAGCCAAGCUCAUAUACUUGGCAAGGAAAGGAAGGGGAGCCUGAAAGGUCUGGGAAGCUAAGGAGGGAGCGGCGUUUCCCUGCGGAGACUUGGAACGCGGCAGAACUCUGGACAGCGCCUCCGAGCCGGGCUCCGAGCUCCGAUGGCUCCUCCAGGUUUCCGGCUCCUUAUUUGAAAGCCGUUCUACCGGUGUAAUUUCCUCUCCUGGAUUCCAAACACCGAACCGGGAAAAUCCUUCUACGAAUCCUGUCUGAACGUGCCAGGGGGUGGAGUGACUCUUUGCCUCUAGCCGGGUCAGGGAAGAGGAUCUCGGUUCUGGAAAUCCAGUCCUUGUGGAUAAUGCUUCACUGGUGAAGAAAGAAAAGUUUUGGGGUCUGGUAGGGGGCAAAAGGGGUAAGGAGGAUAGUGGAAGAAAGAAGGUGGAUGGUUGGUUUCCCUCUCUGAUCUGAAAGGAAUGAUGACCGAGGAAGGAUGUGCACCAGCGGCCAGAUUAUUGGGAGCCUCUUGGUGCUCUCUGUGCUGGAGAUAGGGCUGGGGGUGUCCAGCGUGGCCGUGGGGGCGGUCAGCUUCAGCCUGGCCCUCCGAGAGCACAAACCGCAGCUUGGAGACUCGUCCCCGGUAUGGAGCGGGGUGUGUUUUCUUCUUUGUGGCAUAUGUGGGAUAUUGUGCGCCAAAAAAAAAUCUGGACUUGUCAUGAUCCUCUUUUCUGCCUGCUGCAUCUGUGGACUCAUUGGGGGCAUCCUGAAUUUUCAGUUCCUACGGGCCGUGACAAAGAAGACUUCUCCCCUUUACCCCCUGCAUCUCGCUUCCAUGUCUCUUGCCUGCAUUGGGAUUGGGGGCUGCACCCUCUCUUCCUGGCUCACUUGCCGGCUUGCCAGCUAUGAACAGAGGAGGAUGUUCUCAGAAAGGGAGCAUUCUCUGCACCACUCUCAUGAAAUGGCUGAGAAAGAAAUGACAGACAACAUGAGCAAUGGAGGACCACAACUGAUAUUUAAUGGAAGAGUAUAAUCAAUGUUUUAAAGUAUUGAACAUUUUUUAGGAUUUUCAUGAGGCAAAGAAAUACCAAAGGAUUAGUAGAUAAAGGCAAAAAAAAGCCCUUGAAUUUGCUGUUAUCUUUCCUGAGCUCUCACUAAAAUUAUUCUUUCUCAAUUUUGCCUCACGUUAUUU
Phacochoerus africanus (Common warthog) is the source of this 1459-nucleotide messenger RNA. RefSeq names its product transmembrane protein 196 (gene TMEM196). The transcript has 4 exons. Lineage: Eukaryota; Metazoa; Chordata; Mammalia; Artiodactyla; Suidae. The record is from RefSeq and is a predicted model, not a curated record. Bases 764 to 1300 code for a protein of 178 amino acids.